This is a messenger RNA of Ectocarpus siliculosus, 2049 nucleotides long. Lineage: Eukaryota; Phaeophyceae; Ectocarpales; Ectocarpaceae. The record is from the annotation of a GenBank genome assembly.
AUGUAUGAUUCCGACGAUGAGAGCGGUGGGGGCGUGAUGAUUGUCUUCUCCGCUGAUCCAGAGAAGCAGGCCGACGUUCUCGGAGCGAUCGAAUACCUCACGAGCGCUCUCCGGGCUCAUCAACUCCUUGUCACGCUGCACAAGAGGGGUGAAGCUGCUUCGGUGGAGCACAGCUUCUUGGUGGUGAAUGCGACCAGGCGGGUGAUGGAGGUGGAGGCAGAGCACAUCAAGCUGAUGAAGCCGGACUUCACCGGGAGUCUGAUGGAGUUCCACAGGGAAGGUGCGGCGGAUGUGUUCAAGGGCUAUGAUGACCUCGCUUUCUUCACGGCUUCGGAGGAGGCUCUGCUGGUUCGGUCGAUGGUGGAUUCCACCCAAGGCGGCGAAAACCCUCCCAAGGGAGUGCCAACGGGGUCGCACUCCUACGGCGCUGUCUACGCGCUACGGCUGGCCGGGUUGGUGACGGAGGCAAUGCAGGCUCACCGAGCUUGCACCUCGAGGACGAGGGUGUGGGAGAACUGCCUCUACGGCGUCGGCGCGGACGUGAAGGGGGUCAACAACUACUUCGGGCCCGAGACGGCGUUCUACUUCGCGUGGAUAAACUUCUACUUCCGGUGGCUGCUCGUGCCCGGCAUCGCUGGCCUCCUGGUAACCGUCCACAAGGCGAUUGUUGGGAGGGAGACGGACAACUAUCGGUGGACCCCGCUGUACGCGCUGAUCGUCAUGCUGUGGGCGGCCUCCUUCCAGAAGUACUGGAAGAGGACGUGUGCUGAAUGGUCUUGGAAGUUCGGGACGGCUCUGGUGAGCGAGGAGGAAAUUCUGAGGGCAGAGUUCGUGGGGGAAGAGAGGAUUUCUCCCGUUACGGGGGAGAAGGAGAGGUACUACCCCACGCACAAGCGGCUGAUGCGAUAUUGCGAGAGCGUCGUUGUGACCACGGCCAUGCUGCUCGUGGCGCUCGUCUUCAUGAUCUGCUCGCUCAACUUGCAGGGCUACAUGGUGUUGCCCGAGGGCGAUUCCGUUACAGCGAUCGAGUCUUGGUUCUACGUGCCGUGGCUGUCCAAGUUCGCCGAGGAGGGAGGGGCGUUUGACGCCAACGGGUACUAUCGCGGAUACAUUCCUGCGAGCUUGGGGGCGACCGUUAUUCACGUCCUUUGCAUCCAGAACUGGAACAAGGUGUACCGCACGGUGGCAACACACCUUACCGAUAGGGAAAACCACCCCACUGAGGAGGACUACCAGAACAACCUCAUGAUCAAGCGCUUUUUGUUCGAGGCGUUCGACUGCUACGUCUCCCUCUUCUACCUCGCUUUCGUGCAGUUCGACAUGCUCAAGCUUCGAAACGAGCUCAUCUCUCUGUUUACGGUUGACACCAUCAGGCGCGUCGCCACCGAGUGCAUCGUGCCCAUGAUCACCCAGACGUUCAGCUGGGAUAAGUCCGUCCUGAAGGAGAAUGCAGAGCGCCGGCUGAAGGUUUUUGCAUCAAAAACAGACACUGGGGCAUCUGAGGCUGAACAAAUGAAGGAAGAGGAGUACGAUUCCUUCGACGACUACCUUGAGAUGGUAAUUCAGUACGGGUACAUGACGCUCUUUGCAUCCGCGUUCCCCUUCGCGUCCACUCUCAGCCUGUUGACGACCUUCGUGGAGAUCAAGUCAGACACGUUCAAGCUCUUGUUCCUCUACAAGCGCCCGGUGCCGAGGCGAAUGGCCGGCAUCGGCAACUGGCAAAAGGUCAUGGACGCCACGACAGUUAUCGCCGUUACGACGAACUGCAUGCUGUUCGCGCUGUCCUCCGAGCAGCUGAUGCAGUGGAUCCCGAACUGGUACCUCGACCACGAUGGACCCCACGGCCCAAUGGACCAGGAGUUCCAGGUUGGCAUGGGGCGUUACGUGGUUGGACUCUGCUUCGGUGUUGAGCACGUUCUGUUGGCCGUGGUAGCGAUUCUGUGGAUGGCCAUUCCCGCGCAGCCCAAGUGGGUGCGGCAGAGGGUGGCGCGCGUGCACUUCCUGAGGGAGAAGGGGGCCCGGCUGGCCGUUCUCAAGAAGCACGACUAA